AUGGCUAGGCUCGGCAACCCUUUACCUACGUGUAAUCCGGACUAUUAUCCACUAGCCUCAUACAGAUCAGGCGAUUUUACACCACGCCGAGCUGUUGACUCAAAUGGAAAAGUCGGUUGGUUGUACGAUGCUUCUACCGAUCAAGUACUUUCUGACUCGGAAAUAAAGUUCAAUAUAAAGUGGCUUCUGUGUCGUGCACUUCCAAGUUGCUUUAUGGACAAAUACAAUCCAGGUGAACCUGACAAUCUUCUAAAGUGGAGCAAUAUGCAUCACGGACUACGGUUGAGUGUUACCUUGAACAUGGUUCCAACAAACGGAAUGGGUGCAUUAAUUAAUUAUUCUAAUCCGAUCGAUAAAUAUACCCGACGUAUUAUCUAUACUCAUUAUAGCCGUACAGAGUAUUUAGAGGACAAGAUAUUCAGUUCAUGGAAGAAAAUCGACUCACAAAGGCCGAAUUCCUCUGCUACUCAUAUUAUUGUAUUCGUUAAUUGGGGAAUUGAUGCAAGCGUUCUUUUACAGCUACCACCAGAUGGUGAAGUCACUCGAAAAAUUGAUCAUGUGCUAGAAAAAAUAUGUGAAUCUUUGAAGAAUCAACAGAAUAGCCUAACAUUCUCUGAAGAAGACAACAAGUUCCUCAACAAAAUUCGUCAUACAGAAGUCUUUUCAAACAUACAGCAACUCACUAAUAUCAAUUCGAUUCUUCAAUUUUAUCGUACGAUUCCAUCAAUGCACCGAGAUACCAGUCUUCACAAAGCAUAUAAUUAUAAUCUUUAUCCGAUUGAUUAUUUUUAUGCCCAAAACAAUGAAUCCCGAGCUAAAUUUAUUCCAUUGCGAGAUGACACCGUCCUUCUUAUUGAAACAUAUCUCGUUCGACUAUCAUUGGACUUUAAGCGAAUAAGAAAAGCAACAAAUCAAAAUUAUCCCAAUCUAAAGCAUUAUCUUAGAAGGGAAUUCGAUAAGAUGCAAGAAUAUUGGAGAGAAUUUGAGACAGCAUAUGGCAAUCAGAUUCAUCGACUUCGAGGCUUAGUCAUUCGUGCUCGACUCGGUGACAUUGAUGAAGGUUGUAUUCCUAAUGAAUUCAACGAUGAUCAAAACGAAAAUCUGACAAAAAUGAUAAAGGAUUGUACUGUAAAUCUCGAAUCGUGUGCUGAAAAAGAGCAACUCAUUAAAGAGUUGCUAGAUAAAGGAGUUAAGUAUCAAAAUGCACUCGAUAGAAACAUACAAAAUGGCGAUAAUGAGCAAGCUCUUAAACGUAAGCUUUCGAUUUCUGAUGACCAAAAACAUUUCAUCUUCUCGAAUGAUGAUUUAUAUAAAAAUCGACAAUCGAGUUUGUGUACUCUUCGCGAUCAGUUACUACAAGAGCAUGGAAAAGAACCUCGGUUACAAUUAAUCUAUGUUGAUUUCACAUACUGUUCAUACAAACUUGAUGAUGUAAGGCUUUUUCCCACAAUCGGAAGAGAAAAUUUUCAAAGUACUUCAAAAACAGCGACAUCAUCAUCGCAAGCACAAUCAAGAAAUGAUGAAAUUAUGAAUGUUUUACUUCUAGGAGAAACAGGUGUUGGUAAAUCGACUUUUAUCAAUGCUUUUGUUAACUAUUUAAAAUUUAAUGAACUUGACGAAGCGAAAAAGGAUCCUGUUGUACUUAUACCUGUUUCAUUUACGCUGACAACUGGUGAUAAUUUUAAGGAAGAACAGAUUAAAUUCGAAGGAGAAGGUGACUUAUAUAUUGAAAAUUUCGAAAAUGUUGGUGAAUCAGUGACACAACAUUGUAAAUCAUAUAUAUUUACUGUAAAGGAUGGCGAAAAUCGUGCUCGUAAAUUGCGAAUCGUAGACACUCCCGGUAUUGGUGAUACACGUGGUCUCACUCAAGAUGAAGCAAAUCUUCAACAUAUUUUAACAUUUAUUAAUAGUUUGUCUUAUUUGAAUGCUGUUUGUAUUUUAUUAAAACCAAAUAAUGCACGACUUACUGGAUUUUUUCGAUCAUGUUUUCUACAAUUGAUCGAUAUGUUGAGUGAAAAUAUUUGCGAUAAAAUUAUAUUUUGUUUCACUAAUUCACGUCCGGCAUUUUACACACCAGGCAAUACAGCUGCACCACUUAGAGCUCUACUUGAAUCACUACCAAGCAAAAAUAUUCCUUUUCGAAGAGAGAAUACAUUUUGUUUCGAUAGUGAAUCGUUUCGUUGCUUAGUGGCUAUACGUCAAGGCAUCAAUUUUAGUGCUGUUGAAGAACAGGAGUACAAUGAAAGUUGGAUAAGAUCAUCAAAAGAAUCUCAACGUCUUAUAGCAUAUAUUUUUACGAGAAUAUCGACAGAUAUCAAUGCUAAUAAGUUACAAUCGAUGAUACAAGCGCAACUCAAAAUCAAUUUAUUAAUCCGACCUAUGUUAGAAACAAUGCGGAAUAUUCUUCGUAAUAUUAUUUUAUGGGACGAAGAUUCACAAAAGACUUUUAUUGAACUGCAGCCAAUAUCUAUUAAAACUCCAACAGCCAUUUAUUUGAAAUGUCCUUGUGGCUUUGUCCAAAUAGGUGGAUUCUGGUGUAAACUUGAUAGUUUACAUAUGGUCACUAAUAAUAAAUGCAAAACUUGUGAUUGUGAUGCAUCUGACCAUUGUCUUGUUGAUUAUGAUUUACAAUGUAAGAUAUCCCAUGAUUUAUCAAACACAUUGAAGAAAGACUUGGAAGAGAUGCUCAAUAACUUGUGUGAGAAAAGUGCUGAAUUCCGUCACUUUCUAUUAGGAUCUAGCUGUAACCCAGAAACUGAUGAAUUCUUGGAUGGUUUGGAUAGAAUGAUUAAAGAAGAAGAAGAAGCCUGUAAUAAGAAUAGUCCGCACGAGCUGAACAUGAAGUUGAUACAGGCACUUCAAGAAUUAAAAGAGAAAUAUAAAAAUCAAAAGAAAGAAAUGGCUCGAAGAAAGCAAUCCAUUGAGCUAACAGAUAUUUAUCAGAAAAUUACAAGUGUGAGCGAAUUUAAAAUGAUAGCAUCACAAAUAAGUGCUAUUCAUGAAUGGCACAAGGAAAUGGUUAAAUAUUAUCAACAUGAAGUUUCAACUUGA
Rotaria sp. Silwood2 is the source of this 3051-nucleotide messenger RNA. Lineage: Eukaryota; Metazoa; Rotifera; Eurotatoria; Philodinida; Philodinidae. The record is from the annotation of a GenBank genome assembly.